UCUUUGAGCUUGUACCCAGGCGCUGCUGAUAGCAGAGAAAAGGAUAGAGCAGCUGACAAGUCAGGUUAAUGCACUCGACGACGAAGUAAAAUCUAGAGACUUGGUUUUGAAUGAUAUCAAAGAGGAAGCGGUGCAAAGCACCGAAGCGCUUAGACUUGCCGCUCAAAUCAAGCAGGAUCUAAAUCUUUCAAGACAAAGAGAACUGGAGCUGUCACAAGAACUAGACGGCAUGAAAAACAUGGUGAAAGAGCUUCGCCAGGAGCUGGUCGAGAACAAUCGGGCUGUGCGUGCCGAACAGGCCUUGCGUCAACUAGAAAGUGAAAUGGACGAAGUAACAGCUGAAGUAGACAUCCUUCGAAAGGGCGUUGAGGCUCGAGACGAGGCGAUCCAACUGAUGAGAGAAGAAGUCGACAGGAACAUCGAUGUUCUCAGUCACGCGGCUGGAAACAGAGAGCUUGUUCGAGAGCUUGAAGAACACAUCGACGAACUCAAGGCUGAGCUGAGGAAGAAGGACACAAAGCUUGCAGCUAUGGGCAAAGGCUUAGACGUUGGCAGCAGUGUCCCUUCUUCCUCUUCCUCGUUUCUCAAGAGUGGCCUCUACGAAGACCCGUCGUCCUCGAGUUAUACUUUCCAACCAUCGUCGUCUUCCACUCCUUCACAACCAUUUACCAGCGAGGGUAGAAAGCGGGUGAAUAGGAACUCCAGUGGAUACAAAAGAUCCCCGAGACACAGCUAGAGCUUACUGAUCCAUGCCAUCCCAGUGAGUCUUUGAAAGUUGUGAAGGUUGAUUCACAUGUAACUUUAUAGUUAUCAAAACAGUUUAAACAAUAAUUUAAAAGGAAUACUCUCUUCAUUGA
Messenger RNA from Selaginella moellendorffii, 857 nucleotides. RefSeq lists its product as uncharacterized. Lineage: Eukaryota; Viridiplantae; Streptophyta; Lycopodiopsida; Selaginellales; Selaginellaceae. The transcript is spliced from 5 exons. Bases 230 to 736 code for a protein of 168 amino acids. The record is from RefSeq and is a predicted model, not a curated record.